CAGACGAUUCGAUGCAAAUCACAUGACGAGGAGGCGCACAGCAAUUUUACAAGGAUAGGAUGUUUUAGAUCUUGUGACACUGCUGAAGUCGUCAAUGAUAAUGCCAGGCCCGGAAGAAGAUGGAGUUCGGAGCACGGGGGGUCAGGUUGACGACAUGACGAUGGCCCUGAUUGAUUCAGCCAAUGACAGGACUGAGGAGGGACAAGAACAGAUUUCCCAGGCGCUGUUUGACCUUGGAAAACACAAACCUGCCCUGGUUCUCAGCUGCUGCUACUCGUACCUGAAAAAACACACCAAGCUUGCCCAAGAACACCGAGUGAUCUUGCUACAGUGUAUGGAGAGGAUUGUAAAAGAAACUCUGGAUCAGAUAGGCACGGGACUCGCCACUGAUCUCAUUAAACUCGGGGCCCAGGAAAUGACAUGCUCAAAGGAAGUGGUCCCUGAUUGGCAGAACGCGGCCAGCGGUCUUUUGGUGGCUCUCGGUGCGCAGUAUUGUGAUGAAGUGAUGGCCGAAAUGUUUGAAAGAUUUCAACCUGGCACAUUGCCGCAUUAUUUUGUUGUCAGGACUAUUGGCAACUUAGCUCAAGCAAAUGUGUACAGAAUGGUUCCCCACCUGACGGCUGUUCUAAGUACCACCCUCCCAAUGCUGGGGAUGGUCAAACAUGACAACAUGAAAUGGGUGUUCUCAUCAGCUCUGUCCAAAUUCAGUGAGGCCAUCAUUGAGUACUGUGCCAACAUAGACAAGGCCCCUGACCAGACCAUCACAAAGGACCGCUUCUCCCAGGAGAUUGGCUCCGCAUUCGAUGUCCUGUUCUCCACCUGGCUACAGUCCAAAGAGGCCAAGAUAUUUGGGGCACAUCCAAAGUUGCGUCUGACCAUCGUGGAAGCUAUGGGUCACAUGACACACCUAAUGGCCAAGGAAAAGUUAGAGGAAGUGUUACCUAGGGUGCUGCAGGGUAUUUUGGGAUUGUACAAGAAACAUCCAGAACCAUUUCAUAUCACACAGGGAUUAUGUAAUGUUCUGGAUGCUGUUUGUACUGAAGGGAACACAAUUCUGGAACCACAGCUGGAAGGACUCUUGUCAGCUUUAUUCCCACAGGUGUUCACCCCCCCUGACUACAAUAAUCCACUGAGUAUCAAAAGCCACAACGAAGUGCUGAGGUGCUUUGCAAUAUUAGCCAGGCCUUUUUCUGGGAAGCUGACUGGCAUUCUUCUACAGAGACUAGAACAGGGGAACGAGAAAGUCCGCAUUGGAAUCCUGACCAUCUUCAAACACCUGAUUAACGCUGCCAGUAGGUGGUUCUCAUGAUCAGU
This is a messenger RNA of Saccostrea cuccullata (small rock oyster), 1314 nucleotides long. Its product is annotated as maestro heat-like repeat-containing protein family member 1. The record is from RefSeq and is a predicted model, not a curated record. Lineage: Eukaryota; Metazoa; Mollusca; Bivalvia; Ostreida; Ostreidae. Gene Ontology annotation, cellular component: cytoplasm. The coding region runs from base 95 to 1309 and encodes 404 amino acids. The transcript is spliced from 11 exons.